Molecule: messenger RNA, 990 nt
Organism: Penicillium oxalicum
Lineage: Eukaryota; Fungi; Ascomycota; Eurotiomycetes; Eurotiales; Aspergillaceae
Exons: 3
Coding region: 1-990 (329 amino acids)
Molecular function (GO): hydrolase activity
Source: RefSeq, a predicted model, not a curated record
AUGGCGCAUCCCCCAACGGAUCCCGGCUUCUUCAAAGACUUUGCGAUACACGAUGUGACCUACAAGAGAGUCGGUAUCCAGAAGAUUGAGCUGUCCAUUCUGAUCCCGAAGAUUCUUCUUUCGCAAACGGGCGCCCGAGAAGAAAAGGUGCCCGUUGUUACUCGGUUCCACGGUGGAUUUCUCAUAGGAGGGACGCGAACCUAUUCAGACUGGUUCCCGAAAUGGCUGGUGGAAUUGGCACUCACUCGAAAAGCGAUCUUGGUUACCCCCGAUUAUCGCUUAUUGCCCGAAUCGAACGGCCUUGACAUUCUGUCCGACCUGGACGACUUUUGGGCCUGGAUGCAAAAUGACCUCGCAUCAACAAUUGCCAGUGCUCAGCCCACGUCUUCCAUUCAGCCUGACCUGAGCAAGAUCUUGGUUGCAGGGGAAAGUGCUGGUGGCUAUUUGGCCGCGCAAAGUAUGCUCCUGCACCCAGAGAUUCACAUGUCUGCUGUCAUACUCGUUUACCCAAUGGUCCACCUCCGGGAUCGCUUCUGGGAUGAAAAAUAUGAGAAGCCAAUGUAUGGCGAGAGUGUUCGUUCAUAUGAGCCAGUCGAGCAACACCUACGCACCUUACCCGAUGGGCCGGUCGUCAGCAAUGAUAAGGACCUUGAUCGGGGUUUAGGCUCAAGCCGGUCCGAAAUCGCUUUACGGAUUGUCCAGAAUGGACGAUUCCUGGACUUUUUGGGAAGGGAGUCUAAGGUUUUCCCAAUGGAGAAUAUUCCAAAGGCGACGACGAUGCCCCCUUUUCUCUGGAUCUUCCAUGGUAGACAAGACUCCGCUGUCCCAUUUUAUGGAAGUCAACGGUUUGUCGAGGAGAUUCGUAGUCACAAGCCAGAUGUAAAGGUCCGAUUUGACGAACAUGAUGGUGAUCAUGGAUUCGACGAUGAGUUAACUAUCUCGGAAGGGUGGAUGAAAGAUAGCGUGGCGGAGCUAAGCAAAUACUGGUGA